CUGUACUUAAGGGUAAAUAUGUGUGAGUUGGUUAAAAUCCUUCACCACCCUUGACUGAUAAUGUGCCAAGUCCUCUCAAGACUGAUGACCACUGGGACUCAUGGUCUGACGUAUUCCAGCUGAAAAGGCAUAGGAAAGAUGCCUGCUUGACUGUAACAGCUAUUGGCAAGUAUAAUUUGGCUGGUUCUUCUAAGAAAGCCUCCCAAGGUCCAGGAUUACAGACAUGACCACCUGAACCCGAUUGUUUUGACUACCACAAAGUCAAACUGAUAGAGUUUUCUCCGAGUGUCAGAGGACACUUAGGACUUGGCAUUUUGAGCAGUGCUAGAACUAUUAAAGACUUCAGUGCCAGGCACAGUUGCACAUGCCAUAGUCCUAUCACUUAGGAGACUGUGGCAAGAAGAUGACAAGUUCAAGGCCAACUUGGGCCACACUACAAAAAUCUGUUUCAAAAACCAAAACCCCAAGCUGGGUGGUAGUGGUGGUGGUAGCAGCAAACAAAUUUACUCCCAGCACUUGGGAGGCAGAAGCAGGCAGAUCUCUGAGUUUGAGGCUAGCCUGGUCUACUGAGUGAGUUCCAGGACAGUCAGAGCUAACACAAAGAACACCUGUCUCAAAAAAAAGAAGAAAAAAAAAAACAGAAACAAAACAAAAGACAAACAAACAAAAAACAAACCAAAACAACAACAGCAGCAGCAAAAAACUCCAGAGACUCUUGAAGAUAUUCUGAGUAUAUUUUUCAUUGUAAAGUUCUCAGCAUGGAUACUGCCUACCUGAAGAACUGCUUUGGAACCGGCCUGACCCAGGCACUGGCAGAGGUGGCAAGAGUGCGGCCCAGUGACCCAAUAGAGUACCUGGCUCACUGGCUUUACCAUUAUAGGAGUAUAACUGUAGCUGAGGAAAAGAGAAGGCAAGAGGAGCUACAGCUUAAGGAAGCACGUGACAGAAGCGCUGAGGAAGCAAAAACAACAGAAAUGCUGAAAGAAGAAGGCUAUCAGAUUCAGCAGAAGUGUGAAAAGUGUCACCAGGAACUGCCCUCGACCUCUUUUUCCUCAGACAAGACCCCAGCCCUGCAGGAAGACACGGCACCCCUUGAGGAGAAGACUAUGAGGCAGGAAUCUCAACCGGGUGCCUCGCGUGUGAUUUCUGAGAUGCCUCAAAGGGCUAUUCCCUCAUAAAAAAAUUUUUAAAAAGGCCCGUAAGAGGAGCACUCAUCUCAUCUAAGAGUUAAGAGACUAAGAAAGAGGGGUCUACUGAUUCUCUGGUCUGCUAGCCAUAACUACCUUUAAUCAUGUGAAGUUUUGAAUUAGCUGUUAGAGAAAGGUGAACUCAGAACAAGAAUUAAAAACAAUAAGUCAUCAAGCCAGUGAAGCCUUUUUCUCCUGACAUUACAGAGUGAGAGCGCACCCUGUACUGUACUCAUCUUAACUUUAGCUGUGCUUUGCAGUCAGGGCUCUGAUGAUCCUUACCUGUGUCCUGGAGGCUGCCAGUGGCACUGAUAAUAGAUGUUUUCUUCAUGCCAUUUUUUGUUGGUUUUUUUUUUAAUUUUUUUUUUUUUAUUUUGGUUUUCGAGACAGGGUUUCUCUGUAUAGCCCUGGCUGUCCUGGAACUCACUUUGUAGACCAGGCUGGCCUCGAACUCAGAAAUCUGCCUGCCUCUGCCUCCCAAGUGCUAGGAUCAAAGGCGUGUGCCACCACACCCGGCUCCAUUUUUUAUUAUGAUAAAACACAUGACCUAAAAUUUACAGUUCGGUGACCUUAACACAUUCAUAUUGUGCAACUCUUCCUACCAAUCAGCAUUCAGACAAUUUCUUUACCCUGUAAGGCUGAAAGUCUGUCCCAUUAAAUAAUAACUCUCUCCCCA
Messenger RNA from Mus musculus (house mouse), 1863 nucleotides. RefSeq names its product DPY30 domain containing 2 (gene Dydc2). Gene Ontology annotation, cellular component: Set1C/COMPASS complex. The coding region runs from base 759 to 1178 and encodes 139 amino acids. The transcript has 5 exons. The record is from RefSeq and is marked validated. NCBI's taxonomy places the organism in Eukaryota, Metazoa, Chordata, Mammalia, Rodentia, Muridae.